Oikopleura dioica is the source of this 1479-nucleotide messenger RNA. The record is from the annotation of a GenBank genome assembly. NCBI's taxonomy places the organism in Eukaryota, Metazoa, Chordata, Appendicularia, Copelata, Oikopleuridae.
AUGAUCAUGAGCCGCCGUUUCGCGAACGAAGCAAGUCAGAAACUCAAACAGCAGGAGAGCACGAAGCUGGUUUUGUGUGUGCUCCGCAUCGCACUUUAUGGAUUCAUUGUCGUCUUGUCGCUCGUUUUUGCCAGCUUCCUGAAUGGCUACUGGGACCGGCUGAGUCUCUACAUCGCCGGGCUCUUCGGCAUUUUCUUCGUCUCAGAAAUCAUGGUUGUCAUUUCUCUUGGAAUUCCAAAGCCGCCGCAAUCGUCGCCAAAGAAAGAACAAAAAGAAGAGCUGCCUCAGCCGGCCAUCAUUGCGCCGGAGAUCAACCUUCGCGAUCACACAAGAGCCAUCGCCGCGUGUCUCAAGCGCAACGAUCCGAACAAACGGGAGAGCCGCUCGCCGGCAUCGCUCAACUCGUCACUCCGCCACCGCAUCAAGUCACCACAAAAGCCAAUCAACACCGAAAAAGACCUCGAAGAAUACCUCCAAUCCUUUGUCGGCCCGGAUAACAAAUCGACCUUGAUUUGCCCACCAAAAGAGGUGUGGCAGUCUCCGAUUCGCUUCUCCGACUACCCGAACAAGUUCAAGUUCCAACUGUCAAAGACGCCUCCAUCCAAGCCAGCGAAUCCUCAUCUUCCGUUCGACACCACUGGCGUCGAAGAGACCUCGACCAAUGCUUGGAUUCAGCUGGGCGUCACUAACCGCGAAUUGAACAACUGGCAACUCAACCUCCGCGCCGUCCUCUGGCGAUGCAUAGUCAACCCGCUUUCCAAAGAAAUUGACAGGGUCAACAACGAGCUCAAGGCUGUCCUCCCCGACGUUCAAAUCGGCAAAACAUCGAUUUCGGAUCUCCAAAUGGUUUCCAAUCCUCAAUUGAGUCAGGACAUCCGGCGCAUUAUCCCCUACUUGGAGGUCGGAUCCAACCAUGGCUAUUUCGUCAAACGUCUCCGGACACUCGCCCAAGAGGGCUAUCUCUCCAGCUACAUUUGGAACGGUGGCGAAGACUACAACGGUCAGAAGUGGGCAAAGCAAUUUCCAACUGACACGGCGAUUCUGAUGCACAUCUUCUCCUGCUGGAUGGACAAUCACAUGCCUCCAGAUCCCUCCGCCGGGGUAGACGCUAGAGCUUUCACAGACAGAUUCCUUCUUCGAGCAAAGUCUCUCGUGAAACGAAAGCAGGACAUGCGGAUUAAUCCCAACUCGAAGAAAAAAGUGGCCUUUCCCGUGGCGGUCCGAGUUCCAGUCUCGAUCGUCGAAUUUUCAGAAGACCCGCCAGAGUAUUAUGUCCAGCACCUGGACCAAGAAAAGCUACGAAACAGCGAGAUCGAGUAUCAAGUCAAAGAGUUCCCAGCUGGGCGAUACAAUCCCCUCCAGAGCAUUUUGUUGCUUCUUUACAUGCUGAACAAAGAAAAUCACGGCGAAAUCGCUGGCGUCUCCCUUGGCCCUGCUGGCCUCGAUCUCUUGAGCGUCUUCACCGAUUUCAAAACAUGA